Molecule: messenger RNA, 2866 nt
Organism: Amphibalanus amphitrite
Lineage: Eukaryota; Metazoa; Arthropoda; Thecostraca; Balanomorpha; Balanidae
Product: probable indole-3-acetic acid-amido synthetase GH3.9
Exons: 8
Coding region: 657-2393 (578 amino acids)
Cellular component (GO): cytoplasm
Molecular function (GO): acid-amino acid ligase activity
Source: RefSeq, a predicted model, not a curated record
AGUCCUGAAAACAUAUUCUUGUUCUCAACAUUCAGAGUUGCUGAUUGUUUUUUGGCCUCAGAAAUUAUUUCCGGUUUUCACAUUAGGGAUAAUACUUCAUUUGGAAGCACAAAUGAGAACCCAAAUAUCCGCACCUGCUACAUAACAUGACUCCUCCCCCUUCCAUAUAGACUGCCAAAAGACGCCAGGCAAAGGCUGCCCUCGGAUUCGUUCUCGCCCUCGCUCGGCACAUCGCUUGGGUUCUUCUGUGGGGAAGGUAGAAAUCACCACCCAUGUCAUUCUUCUGUCUUUUGCAAGAGCUCUACAAAAUAGCUGUUAAAGGUCAGCAGCCAGGAGGCACAGUUCAGGCAGAGCUUCCUGGAGCUCUUGGCAAGACUUUCAACAGCAGCACCAUUCAAGGACGAGCGAAUGUGGCCCGUGCCACGCUGGGUCUGACGGCCGUCGUCGCGGUCGCCGCGGUGACGCUGGUGUCGCGAGGUCGCGGCUCGGCGGUGACGGCAGCUCCGUCAUCAGCAGCCUCCGACCCCGCAGCGCCAGCGCAGCUCGACUAGUCGCCGCCGCCCUCGCAGUCCGUUCAUAGAGCAAUAUCCCUGCUAGCCCUCGCCUGUAUUCAGAUCAGCUCCGUUCGAAAGUCGCCGUACCACACGUUCGCAAGCAUGGUGAAACAGUACGCUACACAGAAGCUGCUGGCCUUUGUGGCCAGAUAUAUGAGGAGGAGGUUCGACAGGGACACCAAACACUUCAUGAAAUGUCAGGAGCAGACCCUUUUGGAGCGUCUCCGCGCCAGCCGAGACUCGGCGUACGGCCGCGACCACAACCUGAGCGGCAUCACCAGUCUGGCUGCGUUCCGUUCCUCGCAUCCGGUCACCGAGUACGGCCACUACGACGGCUACGUCCGCCGGCUGGCCGACGGCGAGCGGGACGUACUCUUCACCGGCCCGCCGCGGUCACUGGCCUGCACCUCGGGCACAUCAGGCGGCAGUAAACUGAUGCCAGUCACCAGCAGUCUGGUGGUGAACCUGGUCAGCGGCGUACUGCUGCUCUUGGACCGGCAGCUGGUCGCCUUCCCCGGCGCCGGCCGCCUGCAGCGCCAGAUGCGACCGGUGGUGGCGCCCCGCUGGCGGUACUCGCCUGGCGGACUGCCCAUCGGACCCGCCUCAGUCGCGCCUCCCGGACAGAAAGACGGCCGUGAACACACUCAGUUUCUGUACAGCUCCCCACCAGCGGCUAACGACAUCCCAGCUGAACCGGCCGCCGUGUAUGUGCACCUGCUAUUCGGCCUGAGAGACCGAGAGCUGGGCGCCAUCGAGGCCAACUUCGCAUCGUUUGUCUACUCCGUGUUCUCAGCGCUCGAGAGGGACUGGCAGCGCCUGGCCCGAGAUCUGGCUGCUGGCAGGCUCGGAAAGGACGUCGAAGUACCCGACUCCGUACGAACCGCGUGUGACGCCGCUCUCAGCCCCGAGCCGGCCCGCGCCGCUGAGCUGAGGGAGAUCUUUGAGUCGGAGGACGCCUUCCGGGACGGUCGUCUGGCGCGACGCGUGUGGCCUCAUCUCAACUUCAUCACGACCGUGACCUCUGGAGCGAUGCAGCUGUACGCCGCGCGACUCCAGCGCCGGUACACCGGCCAGGUGCCGCUCUACAGUGCGCUCUAUGCCGCCACUGAGGGUCUGCUCGGUGUCAACCUCUGGCCUGAAGAGUCCCAACCGCGCUAUGUGCUCCACCCGCGAGCCAUGCUGUUCGAGUUCGGCGAGACGGCUGGGACAGACGGCGACAAGAUCCUGCUGGCGUCUGAGCUGGAGGUUGGCGGCGAGUACGAGCUGAUCGUCACCAACCGGUCCGGCAUGUUCAGGUUCCGCAUGGGCGACGUGGUGCGGGUUGUGGACUUCUACAACGGCGCACCGAUCGUCGAAUUCCUGUAUAGAAAGGGCCAGCUGCUGGACGUCCACUCGGAGAAGAUGUCCGAGGCGGCGUUUUUCGGAGCGCUGCGGUCAGCGGCUGACGGCUGGAGUUCUACGCUGGUGGACUACACCACAGCGGAGAGCGUACUGCUGGCUGGGGCGGCCGACAAUCCGCCUCACUACGUGGUACUGCUGGAGCUGAAUGGAGCGCCGCUCACAGACGACGAGAGGCAGAAGGUGGACGAGUCACUAUGCGCCCACCACGAGGUGUACCGCUCGUUCCGCGCCAAGGCGGCCAUCGGGCCUGCCCAGGUGGUGUGCCUCCGACCGGGUGCGUUCGAGCGGCUCCGACAACACGUGCUGGCCAACUCAGACACGAGCGCGCUGCAGUUCAAGGUGCCCCGCGUACUGCGGACAGAGAGCCUGCUACAGCUGAUGUUGGAGGAGCGACACCAAGACGAUUUGGAGAAGCAGCGACAAACGGCGACGACGUGAGAUAAACUCAGGGGUGCAGGGUCAACGGCGCCAUAUACUCCAUCUCAAACGUUUGGACCGCUCAGAAAGACGACUAUAAUUUAGCAUCAUCCGCGGGUGCUCAGGGGUGUUUCAACAGAACCUGUUUCAUAAUGGUCCGAUAGCAAGAUGUUGAUGGAGGCAUCAGGUUUUAUAUUUAUAUUUUGCCGGAGCUUACUGUGCAUCCGUGUUGUGAAGCAAAUGUUAAGAAAAACGGUAUUCAUAAGGACGUACGGACGGAGGUAUGCAACAGAAACUUAAUGUUUGUGUUUUUUAUAUAUCCACACAAAUAUCGGCGAAUUUUUCCUGUCCGACUACCGAAUUGUCGUACCUCUAGCAUACCUCUACAACAAAUGCUCUCAGGAUAGUGAAUGUUGUGUGUAUGUUUGUGCAACCGUUCUUCGGUUCCUGCCUGGAAAAUAAACAGCAACGACGAAUACACGCUGAAAAAAGUG